CCUGCAACAUGUUUUCUGACUCCAGAUCCCCCCCCCCAGAGUUCAGGUAAGGGGCUGCAGUAUUGGCCGACGCCACGUGGUUAUAUUUGACUGUAAAUAUGGAGAGAAGGAGAGCUGGGACACUUUCUCCUCCUCUCUCAUGCCAGUAGUGUCUCCUCGAGGCUGAGAGGAAACAUCUCGUGGAUCCGGCAGGAGAGAAGCCCCUCCCCACAUAUCAUCGCACCAGGCGAUGGUCCUUUUAACUUCAUUGUUGGAGAAGAAGCGACGCCCCGCUUCGCCACGGCAAAGGAUCAAACACCCCCUCUGAUCAGCACGACCCCCAGUUUUGUUCUCAUGGAAAUCAGACCCUGCCUCCCGGCCACACUUUCUGCAGAGAUGCAAAGUUGAAGCGCAUUCCCAGCCGGGACAACAUUUGAUUAUGAUGUCUUGGAGGAGCUGAUCGUUGUAUCCAUUUUUUUUUGUCCUUGUGUGUUUCUGUUCUGCUCGCCGCUCGCGCACUGUUCCUUCUCCAACAUGCUGGAUUUGGCGCAGCGCAUUGUUUUGUGCGCGCUGCUGCUCGGCUCCGUUUACGCGUCGUGCCCUCCGCGCUGCGAGUGUUCGGAGGCGGCUCACACCGUGAAGUGCGUCUCCAGAGACCUACGGAGUGUCCCGACAGGGAUCCCAGGAUACACCAGGAAUCUGUUCAUCACUGGGAAUCAAAUCAGUCGAAUCGGCCCGGAGUGUUUCAAAGGGCUGGAUAAUGUGACGAAUCUGUCUCUGAGCAACAACAGAAUUUCCGAGUUGGAUUCCCAGACCUUUGCCGGACUCCGCAGCCUUCGCUCGCUGGAUCUGAGCAACAACCAGCUUGCGGUCAUUCACCCCGAGGCGUUCACGGUGCAGAACCAGUCCCUGCAGGAGCUCAACCUGAGCCGGGCCCUCUACAACCACUCGUCAGUGAUGGACUUGGCCACCUCUCUCCGCUGGAGCUCCCUGGGGACCCUGAAGAGACUGGAUCUGUCUCACAACGGCCUCAUCUAUUUACCGUCGCACAUCUUCUCCCACCUGACCGGCUUGCAGCGGCUCCAGCUUUCUAACAACUCCCUGGUGGCCAUCCACAACAACUCCUUCUCGGGUUUGGAGCAUCUGGAGGAGCUCGACCUGACGCUCAAUGCCCUAAAGGCGGUGCCCGAGGAGGGUCUGCGAGAGCUGGACUCCCUGCCCAGAGCGGACCUCCUGCUGGGGGAGAACCCGUUCACAUGCACGUGUGGAAUCGAACCUUUCGCUCUGUGGCUCAACAGAUCACAAGGACGCAUUGGUGAUGCCGAUGGCCUCGUGUGUGCCUUCCCGACCGGCAUGAGGAACACGUCCAUGCUCUCUGUGGGCACGUUGACUCUGGGGUGCCACCAGAGCGGUGCAGGGGCAGACCUCGCUCUGCAGACCUCUUACGUCUUCUUGGGUAUAGUCCUCGGCUUCGUCGGCCUCAUCUUCCUUUUUGUACUUUAUCUCAACCGCAAGGGCAUCAAGAAGCGCAUCUACGACUUGCGGGACGCCUGCAGGGAGGUGUGGGAGGGCUACCACUACCGCUUUGAGAUCGACUCUGACCCCAGGUUAUCGCAGGUCUGCACGAGUGCUGACAUGUGAGAGGACCGUCACCUCUUUGCUGGGUUUUCUUACAGACUCUUUUAUAAUUGCAUUUAUCCGUAGCAAAAUGUAAAAAGUGUACAGAUUUACCUGUAAAUAUAUACCUGUAAAUAUAUACAUACAAUCGUGUUAAUUAUCUUUCAGCCUUUGUUGGUUAAAGCAUGCACUGCCGAUCUUUCCUUUUUGUACAACUAAUGCGCUCUUUGAAGACAGAAAGGGCUUCAUGCAGCUACCCAGGUGUGUUACCCAGGUGUGUUACCCAGGUGUGUUACCCAGGUGUGUUACCCAGGUGUGGUUACCUACGUGUGUUAUCCAGGUGUGUUACCUACGUGUGUUACCCAGGUGUGUUACCUACGUGUGUUACCCAGGUGUGUUACCUACGUGUGCUACCUACGUGUGUUAUCCAGGUGUGUUACCUACGUGUGUUACCCAGGUGUGUUACCCAGGUCUGUUACCUACGUGUGUUACCCAGGUCUGUUACCUACGUGUGUUAUCCAGGUGUGUUACCUACGUGUGUUACCCAGGUGUGUUACCCAGGUCUGUUACCUACGUGUGUUAUCCAGGUGUGUUACCUACGUGUGUUACCCAGGUCUGUUACCUACGUGUGCUACCUACGUGUGUUACCCAGGUGUGUUACCCAGCUCUGUUACCUACGUGUGUUAUCCAGGUGUGUUACCUACGUGUGUUACCCAAGUGUGUUACCCAGGUGCGUUACCUACGUGUGUUACCCAGGUGCGUUACCUACGUGUGUUACCCAGGUGUGUUACCUACGUGUGUUACCCAGGUGUGUUACCUACGUGUGUUACCCAAGUGUGUUAUCCAGGUGUGUUACCCAAGUGUGUUACCUACGUGUGUUACCCAGGUGCGUUAACCAGGUGUGUUACCCAGGUGCGUUAACCAGGUGUGGAUGAUGAAUCCCACUUGAUCAUAAAUUGGAGCCGUGUGGCCGAUUGUUUAUUAUUAGCAUGAGUAACGCCCCCAAUACUGAGACACAGUUCAUUAUUAGUGAACAUGAGGAAUGUUAAAUAAAUCUAAACUAAAUAAAGACGUGAUUUUCCAGAGUGUCAGGAACCUUUCAGAAGCUAAACGCACACAAUGUCCUCCUCAAAGGGUUUUUAUCAUCUUACAUUUGGAUCAGUGGACUAAUAUCAUUUCUUUAAUCCAAUCCAAUAAUUAAUCUAAAACAUAUAAAUAAUCUAAAUGUGAUUAUAUGAUAUUUUUGCAUUUCUUUGUGCAUCUGAAAUGUUGUGAGAUGUCUCUGACCUAAGAGAAGAUCAAACAUUAGAGAAUCCCAGAAACACCGCCGGCUCCUUAUGUCCACACUAAAGCAACAGCAAGUGCCUAAAGUCAGCUCGGUGUUGUCUCCUAAUCUGCACGUGUUUAUGUCCCUCCGUCAGAUCUCAGCUUGUGUUGUCUCCUAAUCUGCACGUGUUUAUGUCCCUCCGUCAGAUCUCAGUUUGUGUUGUCUCCUAAUCUGCACGUGUUUAUGUCCCUCCGUCAGAUCUCAGCUUGUGUUGUCUCCUAAUCUGCACGUGUUUAUGUCCCUCCGUCAGAUCUCAGCUUGUGUUGCGACAAAAUGCUGCAAUAAAAUCCUGACACUUCAAAAACAAACCUCUGAAGCACAAUCACUCAUUCAUCUCUGAACCAUUUCAAGCCCUUUGGUCCUUCAGCCCCCAGGGUGCCACAGAGGAAUUAAGCCUCCAAAGCUUUCCUAAAAAUCACCUCUCUGCUCCUCUUUGGCUGUUGGGUUUAAAAGGGAGGAGGGGGGGCAAUUCAGUACAGACCAGCGGAAAUGUCCUAGCCCCCACGUGUUUUCUCUCUCUCUGAACCGUUGCUUUGUUUCAACUCCUUGAGUUUUAUUGUCAGAAUGAUGAGAACCAGUCCUGGGCUGAGGUCGCUGAAAGCAACCUCCCCUCCCUCCUCAAAGACAACAGCCGCUCUUUGAAAGAGAAGUCUGGCUCUCCACGUUUUUCUGUUUAGGGGAUUUAUUUUUCCUCCCAAUGAUAAGAUACAGAUGAUUCUGAAACACCAGCGACAUUGUUUCAU
Molecule: messenger RNA, 3666 nt
Organism: Cottoperca gobio
Lineage: Eukaryota; Metazoa; Chordata; Actinopteri; Perciformes; Bovichtidae
Gene: tpbg1b
Product: trophoblast glycoprotein 1b
Exons: 2
Coding region: 514-1620 (368 amino acids)
Biological process (GO): negative regulation of canonical Wnt signaling pathway
Cellular component (GO): plasma membrane
Molecular function (GO): protein binding
Source: RefSeq, a predicted model, not a curated record